Messenger RNA from Solanum tuberosum (potato), 963 nucleotides. RefSeq lists its product as uncharacterized. The record is from RefSeq and is a predicted model, not a curated record. The transcript has 3 exons. Bases 1 to 963 code for a protein of 320 amino acids. Lineage: Eukaryota; Viridiplantae; Streptophyta; Magnoliopsida; Solanales; Solanaceae.
AUGGCGAUCAGUAAAGGUCUUAAUUCUGGUGCUAAUGCCUCUACAACUAUAGGUAGAGAAAUCAAUGAAAAUAGGUCUGCUAGGAAAAUAGGCUUUGUUGAUGGUACCAGUUCCAAAAAUAAGUUCCCUACUUCCUUACAUGCUCUCUGGGAGAAGUGUAAUGCCAUUGUUCUUUCAUGGAUCAUGAUCUCUGUUAGUCGUGAACUUCUUAGUGGUAUAGUUUAUGCUAGCAGUGCUCAGCAAGUGUGGAUUGAUCUGAAGGAGAGGUUUGAUAAAGUGGAUGGAUCUCGUAUUUUUUACUUGCAUAAGGAAAUUGCAACACUAUCUCAGGGAAUUUCAUUUAUUUCCACCUAUUACUCCAGACUUAAAGAGCUAUGGAUGGAAUUUGAUUCACUCAUGCCUGUACCUGGUUGUGCAUGUACUGAAUCACAGGCUUAUGCUGUGCAUUUUGAGUACCAACGCUUGAUGCAGUUUCUUCUAGGUUUGAAUGAAUCUUACAAUCAGUGCAGGAGCCAGAUUAUGAUGAUGGAUCCUGCACCCAGUGUUAACAAAGCCUACUCUCUAGUAAUUGCUGAGGAGAGUCAGAGGAUACUUGGUAAGGCUAACUCUGUUGGUGAUGUUUCUCCUCCAACUGGUAAUUUGAAUGAAGCAUUAGCUUUAUUCAGUGGGAACAAUACACACCAGAGCUUCUCAGGUUCUACUACAAGAGGAUCAAGCUUUGGUGGAGCAGGAUCAGGAUCUGGUCACAUACGAGCUCAGUGUUAUAAGCUCCAUGGCUAUCCUGCUGAUUGGAAGGGCAGGAGAAGGCCUUCCCCUAGUUCAGCUAAUCUUGUAGGUUCCACUAACUGCCCUGGUGCUCCUCCAGGUGGUGGUAACUCUACUACUGGUGUCUCACAUACUUUUAUAACUAACAUUCCACCUGCAGCUUUGUAUCAGCAGUCUCAUUCAUCUCCACAACCUUAG